This is a messenger RNA of Chiloscyllium plagiosum (whitespotted bambooshark), 1528 nucleotides long. RefSeq names its product transmembrane protein 160 (gene tmem160). The record is from RefSeq and is a predicted model, not a curated record. Lineage: Eukaryota; Metazoa; Chordata; Chondrichthyes; Orectolobiformes; Hemiscylliidae.
GAACUGCAGCUUUCUCUUCCAGUCGGGUUUUGUUUCCCAUUCGAGCGGGGCCUGGCCUCUUCACUGGGCUCCCGCCGCAGCAGCGAUCGGAUGGCGUCUCUCCGCGCACUCGGGGCCUUGCGACGGCACAUCGGCACUCACUUUGUCCGCAGGAGGUUCAGCUUGUUCGGCAGGAGCCGCAACCAGAGCCGGGCCGGGCCUAGGCCAGGAGCAGCGAGCUCGGGUACGGGGCAACCGGGGGUGACCGAACUGGACAGGGCGGAUGCCUGGAUGCUCAGGAAGGCCCACGAAACAGGAUUCCUGUCCUGGUUUCGGAAUGGGUUGCUAGCAACUGGAGUGGGAGUGAUAUCGUAUAUGCAGAGUGACACAGGAAGAGAGGCAGCUUAUGGAUUCUUCAUCCUUGGAGGAGUCUGUAUCUCCUAUGGGAGCGGCUCGUACAUUGCUAACCUCUUCCUGCUGAGGAGGAUGAUGAUGCUCUCUGUGCCAACAGCAUUGGUGAGUGGGCUGGUGGUGGGGGCAGUGGCCCUGUUUUGGCUGUGUGCCGUCUCCCUUUACAUCGGGCGGCUAGAAGUGGAGAUCAUCCACGACGAGGAAUGUGAGGACUGCAAGUCAAAGGAGGACAAGAGCAAAUCGGACAAGUAACGAGAGCAGAUACAGAAAGGAGGCGAUCGGGUGUUGAAAGCUGAAUCUUGCAUAUGUAGAAAUCUGUAUAUACAUAUUAUGGGUGCACAGGAUUUAAAGUUCCUAUGUUGAAGCAAUUAUUGACACAUCAAGGCUAAUUCAUUGGCUAUAAAGCACUUUGGGACAUCAGGCAUCAUGAAGGGCACGAUAUGAAUGUAAAUUCUUUCUUCUAUUUAAUCACUGAACUAAGGAAAAGAAUAUGAAAUUGAUGUUCCCACAGUUGGGGUUCCUUUUUUAUUUUGUUUCUGGAUGGGUUCAGAGAUGUACCAGUCUGGGAAGUUCCUACAUUAAAGUGGCUGAGGUGGGCUGUCUUAUGGAGCAAAGGAUCCACUGGAAGCACACGCUAUAAGAAAAGUAACAAAUGCCCAGUCUGAGUUGCUUAUUCAGUGACCAUCCCCCAAACCUCCUCUAACAGCCCUGUCUGUUUAAUGGAUAGGAUAACCAUUAGGUUUACUGUUAUCCUUUCAUGUGAUUAAAUAGCCUUGCAGUAAGUUACAACUUAUUCAUGGACAGCAACUGCCAGAGCAUACCCAGACUUAGCACCAUCAGGAUAUUGGAAUUGACCAAAGGCCAGCUUGUGACGGGCCAAAUGGCUUUGUGUGCUGCAUCAUUCCCUGGCUUAUUCCUGGCCCCUGUUUGCGAGCCUUUUAUUGCACAUGAUCUUUGACCUGUGCAGCUCUCAUUCAAAGUUUCUGAUGAAGACAACCUCCUUCUUUGGGUUAUUUAUUGAUAUCUCCUUGGUAUUGUGAAAGAGCUGGAUAUUUAAAUGUUGAUUUCACAAGUGGCUUCUUGCAUUCUUCUGCACUUCAACAUGAACAAAUUAAAUAAAAUACAAAUUUAAAAUGUU